Pestalotiopsis fici W106-1 is the source of this 1548-nucleotide messenger RNA. RefSeq lists its product as uncharacterized. Gene Ontology annotation, molecular function: monooxygenase activity; heme binding; iron ion binding. The record is from RefSeq and is a predicted model, not a curated record. Bases 1 to 1548 code for a protein of 515 amino acids. The transcript has 2 exons. NCBI's taxonomy places the organism in Eukaryota, Fungi, Ascomycota, Sordariomycetes, Amphisphaeriales, Sporocadaceae.
AUGGAGGUAGCACAAGAAACCAUCAACAUGACCUCGGUGGUCGACUCGACGACUCCUGAUGCAGUAGUGUUGGGCAAGAACCUGAGUUACUAUGCCAUCAUUGCUGCCACAUUGUUGUUGGUCUGGUUGUUCCAGCCCAAUCAACACAGCAAUGUCUCAGCCCCCUUCUACAAGGCAUCGAGGAUGAAGUGGAUGUUUAGUGCAGAUUCCCUCGUCCGCGACAGCUACAACAAGUUCAGGGAUCAAGUAUAUCAGGUCAGAUCCACCGAGGGUGUACGGACACUGAUUCCAGCCAAAUUGAUCAGCGAACUCAAGGGACUGCCGGAAGACGUCUUGAGCACAUCGGAAGCUAUCAACGAGGCCAUGUUGGUCGAGUAUACCAAGUUUACCUUUGGCAACCAUGCCGACACCAUGCACCUGCUCUUGAAGAGCAAGCUGACGCAGCAGCUUGGACGCUUUGUUCCAAGACUAAAAUCGGAACUAGAGUUCAUCGAGAGAACCGAGUUUCAAGACUGCAAAGAAUGGACAGCUGUCACAGUACAGCCAUUCAUUCUUCGUGCUGUCGCAAGACUCAGCGGCAGGAUAUUCGUGGGAGCAGAGCUUGGACGAACCGAGGAGUGGAUGGAACUGAGCAUCAACUUUGCCAUCCGGGCCUUCAUUGCCGUUAUCAAAUUGCAAUUCUUUCCUACAUGGGCCAGGCCGAUUGCCAAGUACAUGGUCUCGGAGCUGAGACAGAUCGACCGAGAUGUUGCAAGGGCACAGGAACUGUUGAAGCCCAUCAUUGACGAAAGGCUGCAGGACGCGGAGCUUGAUCCGUGCGGCGAGAGGCCUGAUGAUUUCGUUCAGUGGCUGCUUGAUGCUCUGCCGGAAGAUCAAAGAAGGGAUUAUCAUAUGCAAGCAAAGCUGCAUUUGAUACUCUGUGCCGCAGCGAUACACACCACUAGUAAUCUGGCAACCGACUGCAUUUAUGAUCUCGCAACACAUCCAGAAAACCAAUUAGUACUACGCGACGAGGCACAGGAGGUUCUCGUGGACGGCGAUGGGUGGGCAAGAAAGGAGAGCAUGGCCAAGCUGAAGAAGACGGACAGUUUCAUCAAGGAGUCGCAACGCCUUGCUGGAAACGUCACGUCUUUUAUUCGCAAAGUGGUCAAGCCAAUCGAUCUCUCAGAUGGCACACAUCUGCCCCCAGGAACUAAUCUCCUCGCCCCGCAAAUUGGUUUCAGCCAUGAUGAACGUUAUUUCCCGGAACCCGAAACAUUUGACGGUCUGCGCUUUUGGAAGAUGAGAAACCAGUCUGAAGAGGCGGCCAACCGCUGGCAGUUCAGCAGUAUCGGUGACUAUAACAUCAACUUUGGCCUCGGAAAACACGCUUGUCCGGGCCGCUUCUUUGCCGGCAACGAAAUCAAAGUCAUUCUCGCUCACCUCGUCAUGAACUAUGACAUCAAGCUCAAGGAAGGCGAGAACAGACCGGAGCCCGUCAUGUUUAUGAUGAGCAAGACUGCCAACUCCAAGGCUGAAAUCAUGUUCAAGCGGCGUCCCGAGACAUGA